Molecule: messenger RNA, 1558 nt
Organism: Sinocyclocheilus anshuiensis
Lineage: Eukaryota; Metazoa; Chordata; Actinopteri; Cypriniformes; Cyprinidae
Exons: 6
Coding region: 114-1298 (394 amino acids)
Source: RefSeq, a predicted model, not a curated record
GACCUGCAAGUUUCUAGUCAGUUGUGAGAAAAUCAAGGUGCUGUGAAGAGUUUCACGUGUUCUGAUUGACUACUGAAAGAAACAGAGUACCAGACGAGAUAAAUUCAUUACCAAUGAACCUAUAUAGGAAUUUUGGGAAUCUCCUGGAGAGUUGGGUGACCGAAGGAUACCAGGAUUUAUACUUACAGCCUGGACCUGAUGUGGACAGAUUAGAUUCCAUUUCUAGGGACUCCGUCCCACUAUCCAAUGUAAAAUCAGAAUCCGAGGACUCUGGAUUUGAGACGGUUAGUACAACCAGUCCCUGUCAUUCUCACCAGUGUAGUGCAUUGAUGUCUGAGGAAUCACAGCCAGUUUUUGGCUCUACAGAGGAUGAAGUUCAACCUUCAUCCCCGUCUCCUUCUAUUUGCUCCUCCUCAUCCUCAAGUGUCGAUCUCAGCUCUGUGGCUCCAAAAACGACAUGUCUGGAGGUGGAGCAAGCCUUGAGAAGGACAGAUUCACUCUCAUGGAGAAGACCGCCACAUCAGAUGGAAAGGGGGACCACUGGGCCACUGUAUUGCUCUAACACAGCCUCUUUUCCAACCAGCUUUCACUCUAACAGCUCCAGACCACAUCAUCGGUUUGCUCGUCCAAGAAGAACUCAUUCACAACCAUCAGAUCCCAAGAAAGCAGCACUGUACAGAAAACGCCUAAAAUUACAUCAACAUGGCCAAACAGUACACAGCCAGUUGGAGCAGCUUGCAGGCGGUGAUCAAUACAGGCUGGACAAGCUGUCUCCAGGGUUGCUGUACCUGGAGCAGGUGUGCAGGAUGCUAGAGAACAUUGCAAAGCUACAGCAGCAAAACUACAGCCUCCAGAAAGAGGUGGAGAUCCUGAAGAGUCAGCAUGCUGAAAUAGAGUGUGGAAGCUUGCAUGAGGAGGAAAUAAGCUAUCCUGCCAGUCAAGGUUUACAGAUUCUGGGUCAUGAAGAUCCACCCAGCGAAUCGACUCACCUAAAAGAACCCAUGGUGUUUCGUCACAGAUCAGUAUCUGACACUCAGGCAGCUGUCGGCCAUCACAGGAGAGCAAGGUUUGUUCGAGAUGAACCUAUUACAGAAGUCUUAGUCGAGGAACCUGAUGGUAAAGAUCCUCUACCAGGAAAUGAGCACAAAAAGCUGAGUAAGAUCCAAAAGCUGAAAUUCACAUCCUUUAGAAGGCAGGAAACACAACAGUCUGACAGAGAAAGCAAAAGCUUUCAGCCUAAGAAGAAAACAAGAAUGCCAAGCUUUUUCAGUAGGACUAGUAUGACGACACGUCUCUAACAUUAAUGCCACAUUGAUGCCUAGUAAUAGUGGCAGAUGCACACCUCCCAUUCACCUAGGGAUUAUGGCACUUUUAUAUGUAUAGCUUGUUUUAGUCAAGUAUUUAAGGCUGUACUAAUAGUAUUUAUGUACUUAAUGGAUAAUUGUUUAGUUUGUUGUCAGUGCACUUUGUAUUUGUUAAUCCUAUUGUAUUUAAAUUUGCUAUGUAAAUUACUGCCAAUGUUAAGUUUUCAUUACUAGAUCCAUUCAUUGUAUUAUAG